Nerophis ophidion (straightnose pipefish) is the source of this 3842-nucleotide messenger RNA. It is a transcript of the gene dyrk2, whose product is annotated as dual-specificity tyrosine-(Y)-phosphorylation regulated kinase 2. Bases 86 to 1843 code for a protein of 585 amino acids. Gene Ontology annotation, molecular function: protein serine/threonine kinase activity; protein serine/threonine/tyrosine kinase activity; ATP binding. The transcript is spliced from 7 exons. Gene Ontology annotation, biological process: peptidyl-serine phosphorylation; peptidyl-threonine phosphorylation. Lineage: Eukaryota; Metazoa; Chordata; Actinopteri; Syngnathiformes; Syngnathidae. The record is from RefSeq and is a predicted model, not a curated record. Gene Ontology annotation, cellular component: nucleus.
GUUUCCCCAGUGUGUGCGGGUGUGCGCGCGGGAGCGUGCGCGCGUGCAUGUGUGUGUCCAGAGGAGAGAGAGAGCAGCGGCCGCCAUGUUAACCAAGAAGCCCGGAGCCUCGGUUCUCCUGACGGGCAAAGCGGGCGAGCCGGUCUUCUCUCCAGGUCACAGCGGCUCUCUGACGACGUCGCCCGUCACACUGCCACCGCUUCGCAACAAUAACCUCAACCCGGGAGGCACUAAAGCCGCCAUGUCGGAUGCUGUCCCGCAGUCGCAGGUCCACAUUACGCAGCUGUUUGACGAGAACACCAACAAGCGUCCGGUUCUGACCUCCCAACCUAACGGCCUGGCUCCCCUAAGCUCCUCGCGGCCGGGCCUGCCUGUGCCGGACCGCCAGGCGAUGGCCUCUGAGGCUUCGCACCACGGCCGACAAGGCGUGUCCUCGCACAAGUCUACUGACAGUAAGCCAAAGCCCACCCCACUAACGCCAGAGCAGGCCAUGAAGCAGUUUAUGCCCAAGAUGUCAACAUUUGAACACCAUGAGGUUUUCAACUAUCCUGAGGUGUAUUUUAUUGGUCCCAACGCCAAGAAGAGGUCCGGCGUGAUGGGAGGUGCCAACAACGCGGGCUACGAUGAUGAGCAGGGCUCCUAUAUCCACGUGCCACAUGACCACAUCGCUUACCGCUAUGAAGUCCUCAAAGUGAUUGGAAAGGGCAGCUUUGGGCAGGUGGUGAAAGCGUUUGACCACAAGUCGCAGACACACGUGGCUCUGAAGAUGGUCCGCAACGAGAAACGUUUCCAUCGGCAGGCGGCGGAGGAGAUCCGCAUCCUGGAGCACCUGAGGAAGCAGGACAAAGACUCCACCAUGAACGUCAUCCACAUGCUGGAGAACUUCACCUUCCGCAACCACAUCUGCAUGACGUUUGAGUUGCUAAGCAUGAACCUGUACGAGUUGAUCAAGAAGAACAAGUUCCAGGGCUUCAGUCUUCCUCUGGUCAGGAGGUUUGCGCACUCCAUCCUGCAGUGUCUGGACUCACUGCACAAAAACCGUAUAAUCCAUUGCGACCUCAAGCCGGAGAACAUCUUACUCAAGCAGCAGGGUCGCAGCGGCAUCAAGGUCAUAGAUUUUGGUUCCAGUUGUUAUGAGCAUCAGAGAGUUUACACCUACAUCCAAUCUAGGUUCUACCGGGCACCAGAGGUCAUUCUAGGGUCAAGGUACGGGAUGCCCAUCGACAUGUGGUCUCUGGGCUGCAUCCUGGCUGAGCUGCUGACCGGAUGUCCGCUGUUGCCGGGCGAAGAUGAAGGAGAUCAGCUGGCCUGCAUCAUGGAGCUCCUAGGAAUGCCCAGCCAGAAGAUCCUUGAUGGCUCCAAACGUGCCAAGAACUUUGUGUCGUCCAAAGGUUACCCACGCUACUGCACCGUGACCACGCUGCCCGACGGAACGGCCGCGCUCAACGGCGGGCGCUCACGUCGCGGGAAGUUACGAGGCCCGCCGUGCAGCAAAGGUUGGAGCGCGGCCCUGAAGGGCUGCGACGACACGCUUUUUCUGGACUUCCUCAAACAAUGUCUGGAGUGGGACCCCGCACUUAGGAUGACCCCGAGCCAGGCAUUGCGCCACCCCUGGCUGAGGAGGCGCCUCCCCAAACCACCCACAGGGACCACAGGGGAAAAGACCUCUUCGUCCAAACGGCCCACCGCUGACUCUGCCAUCUCCUCUAUGUCCAAAUUCACUGCCAGCUCAUCCUCCACCACCACGUCGUCGUCCGCCAAAGCCAGGACUAACCUGGCGCCUAUCACGGACGCCAACGGGAACAUCCAAGCUCGGACGGUUUUGCCCAAACUGGUCAGCUGAAAGUGACCGCGCCCCUCUGGCUGGCGGCUGGAACUUGCAGGUUUGUUGACGUCGAGCUGGUUGGGGUGCGUUAUGCAAGUGGUGCGUUCAGGCUCCUCCAGUUAGCAGUGCGGGAAAAAGUCUUUUUUGACAAUCAAACCCAAUUUGAUGGUGCUGACUGAGGGAACAUGUUCUUUGAGCACAUUAUUUAUACCUGGAAUCUACAAUUAGACACCAAAAAUCUUUUUUCUACAUCUUUAGAAAGUGCUCAUAGAAUGGCUUGACGUUGCUAUGUAGCCACUAGCAUACAAAACAUGUCAAGCGGGCCAUCAAGCUAUUAGCAGUGUGUAGCUGGCGAGCCAAGUGCUUGACGAGCAAGCAGUCGUUUGACGGGAGAAUCCGGCAGACUUGACAGACAAGUCUCACUAAAUAUGAAGAACUUUUUAUCUGGGGAUUGUUUUCCGUUUGCACGAUCAAGAAGCUGAGUCAUGUUGGCUCCCAGCAGCAGUCCUGCUCGUUAAUCCAUGUGAUUAGCGUUACGGUGAUGCUAACACUUCAUUCUGGACUCAUUUUCACUCACACCCAAGUACGUUUAUGCUAGCAACGUAACAUUUCAUUCAUCCUUGCUAAUUGUGCUUUUAGCAAAAAGAAGGCUUUUUUUUUUUUUAAAUAUCUUUAAAGACGAGUCUCACUCUGAGGACCUCAUACCUAGCUAAACAAGCCCUUCGAUCUUUAAAUGUGAUGUUUAUUUAUGAAUAUUUAUUAUGAAGAUAUGUGCAGAAAAAUACUUGAAUGUGUGUGUGUGUGCGCGUUCCCUCACAGAAUGGAACGUACACUGCAAUUUGGCUGCGCCCACUAGCUAAUGGCAAUGAUAUGAGGAUGGUGAGGAUAAAGAGAAAUGUAGCACAGAGGGAAGUGAUCCUGUCAAACACGCCUUAGGACAACCCCCAUCCCCUCCUGAGCCAAGACAGUGAUGACGGGCGUGUGAGGGUGUUUUACUAAAAAGAUGAUUUUAUAGGUUUUUUUUUUCUAGUGAGAUGGAUGGAUGCUGACAGUUGCAACUUUUGUGCCUUUAGGAUCUCCUUGCCAUGCCAUGUACACACACGUGUACACACACACAUUCAUAGUGUCUCUUGUCACCAAGGCUCUUGCUUCGUGCCAAGCCUAACCUCUGACGACAAUAUUUCCAGAGCAUGAAAGACAAAGCCACUUUGGCGAUUUGUUGUACUUUUCAAAAAGGACUUUGGUGAAUGAAUGAUUAGCAUCCCAGUGUUGUGUGUGCGUGUGUGUGUGCACGUUCUCGUGAAAGGCGGGGUUGUCCAGCCCAGUUUGCAGAGACAUAUCAGCCACCUGAUGUCACUCGUCGCCAACAGAAAAAGAUGGCUGACGCCUGCUGAUGACAGGGCUAUGCUAACACUAGCCAAUUGAUGGCUAGCAUCCAAAUGCUAGCUCGUUUUUUUAUUCGUGAGGCUAACUCAAGCCUACUGCUAACAGACUGCUAGUAGCACGUAGCAAGUUUUAAAUCGCUAAUUGUGCUGAGCCUUGUACACAAGUGCUCCAGCAAGCUGUUAGCUCCACGUAUGUACCUCAAACUGCUCAGUUAUAAUGUUGAAAUGAACACACAGGGCAUUUGGUUCAUUCUACCAAAGUGCAUUCCUUUACAAUGCUAGCACCUAGCUAGCUGCUCAAAGCGAUGGACAGAACCAUGGAAAGUUGACAGGAAGUGUAAAAAGACAAGUUGAUUAUUGUUAAAGGCUGCAGUCAUUACAAUACUGACCUCUUACGAGCAUAUCAAAUGCAAAAUUUGUUCUGCUCAUAAGAGUCUGCUGCAGCUCGCUUCAAAGAGAAGGACGGAGGUUAGCCACUGUUAGCGUGACGCUGCGCUGUAUUUUUGUAACUUUUUUGUCACUUGGGUUUUUAUUGUGGAUUUGAUCUGUUUGUAUGUCAUGUGGAAAAAUGUUUGUAUCAAUGUUUGGGUUGAAUGCUGCAGCCACUUUUACAAUGUACUGUACAGAACACA